Micropterus salmoides (largemouth bass) is the source of this 1029-nucleotide messenger RNA. Its product is annotated as ras-related protein Rab-40B-like. Bases 493 to 987 code for a protein of 164 amino acids. Gene Ontology annotation, biological process: protein localization to plasma membrane. Gene Ontology annotation, cellular component: endosome; synaptic vesicle; plasma membrane. NCBI's taxonomy places the organism in Eukaryota, Metazoa, Chordata, Actinopteri, Centrarchiformes, Centrarchidae. Gene Ontology annotation, molecular function: GTP binding; GTPase activity. The transcript is spliced from 4 exons. The record is from RefSeq and is a predicted model, not a curated record.
GGCAGGUCCAGACUCCCCCUCCUUUCCUCGCCUCCUCCAUCCUCAUCCGCGACACCACCUCCGCUGGAGCAGGGAGGCGGAGGGAGGGAGGCCAGAGAUCCGUCAGUCGUUCCUCCUCAGUCCUCAGUCCAGGAGCUGAACUGAACCGUCUGCGGAGGAUUUUUACCUUCGUGCGUAAAAGCGCUGUGCGUCUUGUGCGCGCGGAUGGCACAGAGGACGCAGUAGUUGUCGGUGUCGGCGGUUCACGCUGGACAGUUGUAGCUCAACUGGACACAAUCUGAACCGGGUGACCAAACUCUUUGUUGCACGUAAACACGCACACUGUCCACAGUGGACCGUGGAGAGACUUUAACCGUCGCGGAUUUAUUUCGGCGUACUUUACGCGUCUUCUCGCUUUGGACCGAGCUGUUAGAGGAGGAGUGUAGAGGUUCGGCUCUGUGCUGCCGAAUCUCAUCUCAUGAUGGGACACGACAGCUGCCAUCUGCCGCGAGGAUGAGCUACAGAAGCAGCCCGGUGAGGGCGUACGACUUUCUGCUCAAGUUCCUGCUGGUGGGGGACAGCGACGUCGGGAAGGGCGAGAUCCUGGCGAGCCUGCAGGACGGAGCCACAGAGUCCCCGUACGGAUACAACAUGGGAAUCGACUAUAAGACGACCACCAUCCUUCUGGACGGGAGGAGAGUCAAGCUGCAGCUCUGGGACACCUCUGGUCAGGGACGAUUCUGCACGAUUUUCAGAUCCUAUUCCAGAGGAGCCCAGGGAGUUAUUCUGGUCUACGACAUCACCAACCGCUGGUCCUUCGAUGGAAUCGACAGGUGGAUCAAAGAGAUCGACGAGGUCAGUGAUGAAUCAGUCUCUUCCACAGACUUUGGACGGAGGCACCAUAACGUCCCCCGUUGGUUUGAGGACUAUUGUUUUGAAGCCUUGAGUUUCGCAUUUUGUUUGUUUGGCCAUCUUUUAAACCGGACAUGGGAGGGUGGAGCUAGCUAGCUUAGUUAGCAAGGUGCAUCUGUAAUUCAUGUUAAGACUUGA